This is a messenger RNA of Zootermopsis nevadensis, 2699 nucleotides long. RefSeq names its product transmembrane protein 115. Gene Ontology annotation, cellular component: Golgi apparatus; membrane. The record is from RefSeq and is a predicted model, not a curated record. Gene Ontology annotation, biological process: retrograde vesicle-mediated transport, Golgi to endoplasmic reticulum. Lineage: Eukaryota; Metazoa; Arthropoda; Insecta; Blattodea; Termopsidae.
GGUAGCAAUAAUAUUGUCAUUCAUUCCAAGUUGCCAUGUUAGUUAAAAAUGGCUUCGGUUAGGGGAUUUAGCAAGAAUAUCCCUUUCAUUAGACAACAAUUCCUUGCAUUAUUAGGAAAUACUAGUGCAUCUGUGAAAUUUAUUUGUAUUGUAGUACUAUGUAGUUACUUUCUGUCUUUCUCAGACGAGGCAGUCCGUGUAUUAAGUGUAACGCCAGGUUAUCUGUUGCCACCUGUAUUUUGGAUUUGGACUGCUUUUACGUAUUGCUUUCUUGAAAUUCAUUUUUGGGAAGUAUGUGUGGAUGUCGUAACAGUUGGUUUGUGCGGAAAACUCAUUGAACCAUUGUGGGGGGCAUUAGAAAUGAUGACAUUUUUUGCAAUUGUCAACAUGGGUGUUGCUAUACUUAGUGCGUUUUUCUACCUAAUUUUGUACAUGUGUACAUUCAAUACAGAUCUUUUAUUCACUGUACACAUUCAUGGUUUAGCCGGUUACAUUGCUGGUGUUUCUGUAGCAGUGAAACAAAUAAUGCCAGAUCACAUGAUUGUCAAAACUCCUCUGGGUAAACUAACGAACAGAAAUAUUCCAUUAAGUGUGUUCUUCAUGUCACUUAUCUUUUGGUUGGUUGGUCUGCUGGAAGGAACGUAUCCAACAAUGUUUCUGUCAGGAUUAUUAAUCAGCUGGACCUACUUGAGGUUCUAUCAGUACCACAGUAAUGGAACAAGAGGUGAUAUGGCAGACAACUUUACAUUUGCUAGUUUGUUCCCUAAUGUUCUACAGCCUCCUAUUGCUGUGCUAGGCAACACAGUACAUGGAUUUCUUGUCCGAAUUGGUAUCUGCCGCCACACUGUUCGCAAAUUUGAUAUGGCAGCCCCAUCAGGAAUCACUAUCAGUUUACCUGGCAUUGAUCCACAUGACAUGGAGAGAAGAAGGCAAAUUGCACUAAAGGCAUUAAGUGAGAGACUAGGCAAGGUGGAAUCACAGCCGACAGCAACAGUUAGUUGGGAACAAGACCGAAACAAAGUUCUUGCUGUUCCGUCAACAAGUCAAGCUGUUUCAAUCGCAAUGCCGUCAGAAGAAACGCCAGCAAAGCCUACAGUUAGUUCACCUGGUCCAGCUGAUAGAAUUAUUACCGUAGAAGCUGAAUUGGCAAAAACGUGAUAACGGGAAGUCAGAACGGAAUGGAACUAUCUUGUCAGAGAGAGAAUUGUGUAUUGUACCAUGGUGUAACAUAUUUUUUUUUUUUAAAGUCAUUCAUCCAUUAGAUUUUUCUGUAUAGUAAUGUUAAGGAAAUUUGUCUGUCUGUUCAAAUAUCAGAUAAACUUUGGUUUAUAUUUAAACCUGUUGAGAGAAAAUAGUACUGUUGUGGGUAUGGGAUUGUUCUAGAUAGUGAAAAAAUGUAAAAUAAAUACUGGAACUCAAGCACCAUUGUCCAUAAGAAAUUCAUGCUAAUAAAUGUAGCAUAUGAUGUAUUUAAAUUAUGCUGUAUCAGCUGCAGUGGUUAUUUAUUGUCAAAUGACGACAGGUUAUGUUCUGUCAUUCACCAACAGUGACUGAAGAAAACAAAAGACUCUGUCAGGACAGUCGGUGUUCCAGUUGAGAUUCGAACCGAGCACCCCUCAAAUACAAGUCAAGGGCAUUAGCACUUUAGACAAGUGCUUAGUUAACUGAGAUGUGUAAACCGUAAGAUUCUUCAAAAUAGGAACUUUCCACAAGUAAAUAAUUGACAAUUUAUGGGGAAAUUGCUUCCAUAUACAUUCUGUGGAAAUAUUUGAUGAAAAAUAACACACAUUUAGAGUGACAAUUGUUAUAUAAGAAGGUUAAUUGUGUGAAAUGUGUUUUAUCAGAACGUUGUUUAUGCAGAUUAAUUGAUGUUAGGAUGAAGCAUUUAAUAAAGGACAGUUUUCUCUUCCAGUUAGUCUUAUGACCUUAUCGAUAACCUAACGGUUAAUGUCGCACAUCACUGUGUAUUGGUAAUUUGUCAGCUGUUAUUUACGAACAGAACACAUUGUUAACACAGUUUGCACGCACGUGUGUAAAUAUAUAUAAGAACAUAGUCAUGAAUAUCAGAUGUGUUAAUGAAUGGACAGAAGUGAACUACAUUUCCAUAAAAUGAAAGUUAAUAUUAGUAGAACCAUUAGAAUCCCGUAUAACUGGACCAUUAUUAUUCAAAUGAGUAAUAAUAAGAUGCAUAUAUUCACCUAACUUUAACUUCGUUGUGUCAGUCAAUGCAUGUAACUUAAGAACUGCUGAACAAAUUUUCAUUAAAUAUGAUAUGGGGAAAUUUGGCAAAAAUUUGUCAAGAGAGCCCAGUUUCAGGUACAAUCGGACAAUAACAGUGGGUACUUUGCAUUAAGACUUUGCGCGUUUAUGCGCACAGAACUGAUGGUGAAUAUUCGUGGAAGUCGCACAACGUGGCGAAUCUCUGAUUUUGACUUAGUCGGAGCCAUUCGAAAAAGACAAACGUCAAACCCUGGUUAAUGCACAAGAAUAUGAUUUAUGCUAGAUAUACAUUUCCUAGGAUGUAUAAUUUUAAGUGCUAUAAAAAAAAAGAUGGAAGCUGAAACUGAUAUUCUCAAGAAAAUAUGAAAGUAAUUCUUGAUACCACUGUUACUUGGAACAAAUUAGUAAAAAUAUGAAAAAUCUACAUUAGACAACCUUACUUGUAAAAGUAUUAAUCCUAAUAAAUAUAUAACUUACAA